AUGGUAAUAGUAAAUAGUUUAACUGUAUCACCAGAUCCUGUUGCUUUACCAGGAACAGUCACAAUAGGCUUUUCUGUUCUCUUCAAAGAUACUGUCAACUCGCCUGUAUCGACUGAUGUACAAAUCAAGAAGAGCGUGUUUGGAACUUUUGUGACUAUUCCUUGCAUCGAAAACUUUGGUUCCUGUCAUUAUGAUGAUUUCUGUACCAUUCUCUCAGGAGUGACUUGUCCUGAAGAGUUCCAGGAACACGGCAUUCCUUGCAACUGUCCAUUUACCACGGGUAAUUAUACUUUAAUGCCAGGUAUAAGUUUUACAGUAGAUGUACCAUUCUUACCGAGUGGUGAUUACUACGCUUCAGCUAAUAUGACCAGUAACAAACAACAUGUGGGCUGUGUUGAACUCUACGCAACAUUUGCUUAA
Messenger RNA from Lottia gigantea (owl limpet), 420 nucleotides. RefSeq lists its product as hypothetical. Gene Ontology annotation, biological process: lipid transport; ganglioside catabolic process. The transcript is spliced from 3 exons. NCBI's taxonomy places the organism in Eukaryota, Metazoa, Mollusca, Gastropoda, Lottiidae. Gene Ontology annotation, molecular function: lipid carrier activity; enzyme activator activity. Bases 1 to 420 code for a protein of 139 amino acids. Gene Ontology annotation, cellular component: cytoplasmic side of plasma membrane. The record is from RefSeq and is a predicted model, not a curated record.